GGAGCACGAAAAGCAGGAGAUGCAUAGAAAGGAGGGAGGUAAGGAGGAACGGGGAGGAGGAGGGGGAGAGAGCAUCGGUGCAGGGCCAGGGAGCGCUGCAGAUGCUGGAGGAGGCUGGGACACAGUCCCCUAGCCCUGGGCUUGGCGCCUCUGCAGCCUGACAGGAAGGUAGGUAGGGAGCACGGUGCCCAAUGGGCUGGAAUUUCAAAACAGAUGUUCUCUCUGACCUGCACCCAGGAAGCCAGGUCUCCUAGCAGGCUAUGCCUGAUGAUCUGGGAGGUUGGAAAGAAGGGAAGAGGGAGGCCUGCUUGGCUGGACUCCCAGGUGCAAGGGAGGAGGAGCUGAGGGCCUGGACCCCUAGGUCUGAGGGAGGAGAAAGGGGCUGGGGACCUGGAUCCCUGGGUCUGAGGGAGGAGGGGGCCAGGGAUCUGGACCCUAGGGUCUGAGAGAGGAUGGGCUGGGGGCCUGAACUCCUGGGUUCCUUAGGGAGGAUGGGCUGGGGGGCUGAACUCCUGGGUUCCUUAGGGAGGAGGGGGGCCGGGGGCCUGGACUCCUGGGUCCUGGCACCCACCCGUAGAACCGACCUUGCGGGGCCUUCGCCGCACACAAGCUCGUGUCUGUGGGUCCGUGUCGGGGGCUCGUCAUCGCGGCUGGGGCCUCCCCGGCCCUCCGCGCCCUCCCUGGCCCUCCUCACCCCAUCUGUCUGUCUGCUCUGUCCACCCGCCGCGCCCCCCGGGCUGAGGUAGGAGGUUGUAUAGUUGAGGAGGACACCCAAGGAGAUCACUAUACGGCCUCCUAGCUUUCCCCAGGCUGCGCCCUGCACGGGACGGGGCCGGUGGGACCCCUAGCCUCACCGCUGCCCCGGAGACCCUGGGAGGAGGAGUUGAGCUGUCCAUUAUCCCCUCCCUGCCUUCCUUGAAGUUUCUCUUCCAUCAAGAAAUCUAUUUUACUUUCUCUGUCUCCAUCUCUGCUGUGUCUCCCUAGCUUCUGCAUUUCUCUGCACCCUGGCCUCUGGGACCCUGUCUCCAUCUCUCUUACUCUGACUUCUUGCAUCUCUGAUUCUCCCCAAAUCUCUUCUUAUCUCAGUUUCUGGCUCUUUGGUCUUUCUGUCCUCUGGCAUUUUAAUGUCUCUAUGCCUACCUCCAUCUCUGGGCCCCAUCUCAAAGCCCACCACAGGGCCUGUUGGGGCCACCAUGUACCAUAUUGCCGGCCUCUGGGUCCCUGAGACCCUUUAACCUGUGAGGACGUCCAGGGUCACAGGUGAGGUUCUUGGGAGCCUAGCGUCUGGCUCAACCACAAACCUGGGGUUUGCAGUCCCAAUCCCUGACCCCUCACACCCUUCCUCCAGAGCCUGACAGUUGACCACCAACCAAAACUUGACCUCUGGCUCCAGGCCACUGGCCCCUCCCCCACCUCAGGUGACCUCAUAAAGGUCACCAUCUUCUCUCUGGGCCUUGAGACCCUCUAUGAUGGCCCUAUUUGCCUUGCCCGGAGCAGUCCCAUUUGCCCUGCUGGCCCUUGCGGUCCUCAGGGCACCGACUUGGGCCUGUCUCAUCUGCUUCACUACCCAUACAGAACGCCUCCACAUCUGCCAGAUGUUUGCUGGGAUGGACAACCCUGAGCUCAAGAGAUGCGAGAAGGUCUUUACAGACGCCUUCCAGGGCCUUGAAGACAUUGAAAUCAACUAUGAUGAGAGAAACCACCUGCAUGACGCCUUCACCCAGAUGACCCACUCCCUGCAGGAGCUGGCCACUGCCCACGAGUCUUUUGAGGUUGCCUUUUCUGAUGCUGCGGAGAAAAUGAAGGAGGUUAUUGAACAGCUUACAGAAGCCCAGGCCUGCAUCCCUCCCUGCGGACUCCAGGAGGCUUCCCGACGCUUCCGCUGCAGCGGGUGCUAUUCCAAGGUCUGCAACCUCCCGGUGGACUGUCCAGUUCGGGAUGUGACGGUGACUCGGGGUAACCAAGCUAUGUUUUCUUGCGUCGUGAACUUCCAGCUGCCUGAGAAAGAGAUCACCUAUUCCUGGAAGUUUGCAGAAGGUGGUCUCCGGACUCAGGAUUUGUCCUACUUCCGAGAUGUGCCGCGGGCCCAUGGAUAUGUGGCACGGAUCCGGCCGGCGCAGCCCAAGCACCGCGGGACUUUUUCCUGCUUGAUCACGCACGACCAGCGCCUCCUGGCGCGGCUGUACUUCUUCCUUAACGUGACGGGCCCGCCCCCGCGCGGCGAGACCGAGCUCCAGCGGACGUUCAAGGAGGUGCUGCGCUGGGCGCCCAGGGACGCAGAGAUGAUCCAGCCCUGGAGGCCGAGCCUGGGUGAGCUACUGGCCAGGCCCGAGGCUCUGACGCCGAUCAACUUACUCCUGCUCGCGACUGUCGCGGCUCUCGUAUCAGCGUCUGCGACCCUGUUGAUGUGUAUUUUGCAGACUCUGCAUCCCAGAGACCUACGGACGUCAGCCAGACCCAUGGAGAGACAUGGGAACAGAUCCAACAACCCUGAAACUCCUUAUCCAGGAAAUGUCACAAAUGAGAAGAUAAUUUCUGCAUCCCAAUUCUAUGCGCUCAUUCACUGCCAAUCGGCAGACCCAAUUCCCUAAACUUUUUUGCCUGCCAAACUAUCUUUAAAAACCUUUUUUCCCAAAUUCUCAGGGAGGCAGAUUUGAGAAAUUACUCUCAUUUCAUUUUGGGGGAACAUGAAA
Molecule: messenger RNA, 2693 nt
Organism: Nycticebus coucang (slow loris)
Lineage: Eukaryota; Metazoa; Chordata; Mammalia; Primates; Lorisidae
Gene: SPACA6
Product: sperm acrosome associated 6
Exons: 11
Coding region: 1467-2591 (374 amino acids)
Biological process (GO): fusion of sperm to egg plasma membrane involved in single fertilization
Source: RefSeq, a predicted model, not a curated record